Tetrahymena thermophila SB210 is the source of this 1197-nucleotide messenger RNA. RefSeq lists its product as hypothetical. The record is from RefSeq and is a predicted model, not a curated record. NCBI's taxonomy places the organism in Eukaryota, Ciliophora, Oligohymenophorea, Hymenostomatida, Tetrahymenidae. The transcript has 3 exons.
AUGAGUUAAUCUAAUGAGUAGUUAACAUAGGAAAAUAUUGAUGACAAUAAAGUAUUAAUAACUCAAAAAGAAGAUGAAAAUGAAGUUAAACAUAGUUUUGACUAGGGAAAUCAUUAGGAUACUAUGGAUAAUGAAAUAUCUAAUAUAUAGCAAGAAAUAUAUGAAUCAAUUUUAGCAUCUGACAAUACUAAGUAAGCUUAGCAAUCUCUUUUAAGCAAUGAGUAGCAUUCAUCUCAAACUACAAAUAAUAAAGCGAGACAUUUAAGAGAUGCCAAAUAAAUAUAGAAGCCUAUUUCUACACAUAGUUUUGAUAUCUAGAAUUAAAGUUCUCUAUCGUAGACAUCCAAAAAAAAAAAAAAUUCUGUAAUGACAUAAAUUGAUUAAAUUUAAGAAUAGGAAUAAGUUGUAGCUCCAUUUAUUCCUAAACCUCCUCUGGUCAAUCAUAUACCUAUAACUUAAAGUUCACCUUCCCUUCGCAUUUAUAAUGGAGGUAAAAAAAAACGUAUUAAAUCAGACAAAGAAGAAUUACAAUUUUUUCGCUCGCCUUAUCAUGAAAAGAAGUAUUUAGGAAAUAAAAUAUACCCUCCAGAACCAAUUAAAAUUCAAGAGUUGCCUGACUCUGCAUAAGACUUAUUUACUUAUAAACCACACAUAAAUAAUCCAAAUUAAUAACAUAAAAGUAACAAGGGAUCAAUAUUUGAAGAAUCAAAAAGCGUAGAUAUUUAGUUUGUUGAAUAUAUAAGCUCUCCUAUAGUGGUGAAAAACUCAUUUAUCAAUAAUCCUAAUUGCAUGCAUAACUUAGUUAAUAAAAAGAAUCUUAGAUAAACAAACAAUACAAACUUCGUUUUUCAAAGAACUAUAAAUUUAUAAGAAAACAGAAAAAACAUUUUCACUCAAGCUCAAUUAAUUUAAAAGAAAAAUAAUUUCAAGAGUAGAAGCUAAAUAUUUUAGCCACCAUAAUUAGAAACAAUUCUUUAAAAUAAGAUAAUAGUAAAAUAAUAAAUUAAAGAACAUGAAAAGAAUGUCUUCAAAGUUAAAGGUUAAAAUUAAAUACGUUUUUCUAAUUAAGGACUAUCAAAUUUAAAAGCUUAGAGUCAGAUAAAAUUGCCUUCAUUUGCAUAGUCUUUAGAAAGUAUGAACAAUUUUUCAAUAGCAAAAAAUAAUCUAAUCAAAUAUGUUAAUUAAAUUAAAUUAUGA